AUGGAGAGGACAAAGAUGCUCCCGGCAGGCAGAGCCGGUGGUGCAUACAUCCCGCCCUUCCGCUUGAAGCAGAUGCAAGCAGGCAUCCAGGACAAAUCGAGUGUUGAAUAUCAGAGGAUGACGUGGGAGGCUCUGAAGAAGAGCAUCAAUGGUCUGAUCAACAAGGUCACCAAAGCGAACAUCACCAGCAUAGUGCAGGAAAUCUUCCAGGAGAACCUUGUUCGUGGCCGAGGCCUCUAUUGUCGUUCACUCAUGAAAGCACAACUUGCCUCGCCCAAUUUCACCAAUGUAUACGCAGCAUUGACAGCAGUUAUCAACACAAAGUUGCCUGAGAAUGGAGAAACCUUGUUGAAGAGAGUCAUUAUGCAGUUCAGACGUUCAUACAAGAGAAACGAUAAGCCUGUUUGUACUGCAAUGGUGAAGUUCAUCGCUCACCUCAUCAACCAGCAAGUGGCCCAUGAGAUUCUUGGCCUCCAAUUGCUUACUGUCCUCCUUGAGAAGCCGACAGACGACAGUGUGGAACUUGCUGUCAGCUUUGUCAAGGAAGCAGGAUCCGCUCUCCAUCAACUCACACCCAUGGGCUUGCAUGCCAUCUUCGAACGGUUUCGAGGGGUGCUUCACGAGGGUGAGAUCGACAAGCGCGUUCAGUAUAUGAUUGAAGGGCUCUUUGCUGUUCGCAAGACAAACUUCGCGGAGUUCCCUGCCCUGGACGCUGAUCUUGAUCUUGUUGAUGCGGAUGAUCAGAUUACACAUGAACUGUCACUUGAUGAUCAGCUGGAUCCAGAGCCAUCGCUUGAUAUUUUUCACCCUGACCCUGAAUUUGUUGAGCACGAAGAAGCCUGGAAGUCACUCAAGAAAGAGCUUCUUGGAGAAGAAGAAGGAGGAGAAGAGGGCGACGAUGAGGAGGAAGAGGAGGAAGAGGAAGAGGAGGAAGAUGAGGAGGAAGCAGCUGCUCAACAACAGGAGAUCCAAGAUCAAACAGAAACCGAUCUGGUUAAUCUGAGGCGAACUAUUUAUCUCACGAUCCAGAGUAGUAUGCAGUCUGAUGAAGCUGCACAUAAGUUGCUCAAAUUGCAAAUCAAACCGGGACAGGAGAAAGAGAUGCUUCGAAUGAUCAUUGAAUGCGGCAUGCAAGAGAAAUCGUAUAUGAAAUAUUACGGUGUUCUCGCAGAGCGCUUUUGUAAAUUAAAGAAGGAGUGGGAAGAGAUGUACGACGAGCUGUUUGCUCAGUACUAUGCCACAGUGCAUCGACUUGAAACCAACAAGCUCCGCAACGUCGCAAAGAUUUUUGGUCACUUGCUCCAUACAGAUGCGAUGCCAUGGACGUGCCUUGAGUACAUUCGACUGAAUGAGGAGGAGACUACCUCCUCAUCUCGUAUCUUCAUCAAGAUCCUCUUCCAAGAGGUGUCGGAGUACAUGGGGCUACCCAAGCUCAAGGAGCGUCUGGAGGAUCCUUUCAUGGCACAGUACUUCGAGGGUCUGUUUCCCCGUGACAACCCAAGGAACACGAGGUUUGCCAUCAACUUCUUCACAUCUAUUGGCUUGGGUGGACUCACGGAGGGGCUGAGAGAGCAUCUAAAGAACUUGCCAAAGAUGAUCAUGCAACGGAAGCAGGAGAGCUCGUCCUCAUCAUCCUCGUCUUCAUCGACAUCGUCUUCAUCGAGGUCAGGCUUUUCUUCCGACUCGGAUUCUGACAGUUCUAGUUCCUCCAGCUCCAGCUCCUCGUCAUCCUCAUCCUCAUCAGGAAAGAGGCCUGCUCCGAAACGGCAGAGACGAGAUUGA
This is a messenger RNA of Guillardia theta CCMP2712, 1782 nucleotides long. RefSeq lists its product as hypothetical. Bases 1 to 1782 code for a protein of 593 amino acids. Gene Ontology annotation, biological process: mRNA splicing, via spliceosome. The transcript has 10 exons. Gene Ontology annotation, molecular function: protein binding; RNA binding. Gene Ontology annotation, cellular component: catalytic step 2 spliceosome. The record is from RefSeq and is a predicted model, not a curated record. Lineage: Eukaryota; Cryptophyceae; Pyrenomonadales; Geminigeraceae.